CUGCAUGUAUGGGUUGAAGGAUAAAUCAUUCAAUAUGGUCCUUUCCUUUGCUAUAUAUAGGCUUCUAGUUAAUCUCAAGUUUUCCUCCAUCUCUCUCAACACAUUAAAAGCACAAAGGAAAUUUGUGUAGAUUUCCUUCUCCCCAAGUUCAACACCUCAUAUCUGCAACCGGAUAAAACCCUAGCUCUUCAAUUUUUCAUCUACCAAUACCAGCCAUACAAAGUCAAGCAAACAUCAGUUCAACAAAUUCAACAGGGUCAUCAAUAUCUUCCAUGCACGUUGGUUCGAGUUCAACAAAACCCUAAUUAAUUACCCCAUUUUAUUAGCUUAUUUAAUCUAAGUUUACCUUUUCAUCAAAACCUCAUGAAAACUGAGGUAAGAGGAAACGGUGCAUCCAUUUCCCUUCAAAACCCUAGCUUUUUCAACCCCUCUCAGGGUUCCAUAACCGGAGCACUGACAGGAUGCCUCGGUAGUCUUGACGGAGCAUGCAUAGAGAAGCUUUUACUUCACUGCGCCAGUGCCCUUGAGAACAACGAUGUGACUUUGGCUCAGCAAGUCAUGUGGGUGCUCAACAACGUCGCUUCCUACAUGGGCGACACGAACCAGAGGCUCACCUCAUGGUUCUUGAGAGCGCUCAUCUCUAGGGCGUCUAGGGUUUGCCCCACGGCCAUGAAUUUCAAUGGCGGAAGCAUGUUUCAGAGAAGGCUAAUCACUGUCACUGAGCUAGCCGGGUAUGUCGAUUUAAUCCCUUGGCAUCGUUUUGGGUUUUGUGUAUCGAACAGUGCCAUUUUCAAGGCGGUUGAAGGAUGCACGAGAGUUCAUAUAUUAGAUUUCAGCAUCACUCACUGUAUGCAGUGGCCGACUCUAAUAGACGCCCUGGCUAAGCGGCCGGAAGGGCCUCCGUCGCUUCGAAUCACGGUGCCCUCUUGCAGGCCACAAGUUCCCCCUUUGCUUAACGUGUCGAAAGAGGAAGUCGGUCUCCGUUUGGCGAAUUUCGCCAAGUUCAGGGACGUACCUUUCGAGUUCCAUGUCAAAGAUGACCCUUGCUUCUCCAAUGAAUCCUUUGCUGUUAAGUUUGAAUCACUGUUGACUCAGUUGACUAGUUCCGAGCUAGACCUUAGGGAGGAUGAAGCUUUGGUCAUAAACUGUCAAAACUGGCUACGCUAUUUGUCUGACGAGACAAAACUGAACACUGCUCACGGUUUUUCACUGCGAGAUGCUUUCCUUGACACAAUCAAAGGCCUUAAUCCUCGUAUUACAGUUGUGGUCGACGAGGAUUCUGAUUUAAGCGCACCAAGCCUAAGUUCGAGAAUCACAACAUGCUUCAAUUAUCUAUGGAUACCCUUUGACGCAUUGGAGACAUUCUUGCCCAAAGAUAGUUCCCAAAGGCUUGAGUACGAAUCCGAUAUCGGUCACAAGAUCGAGAACAUCAUCAGUUUCGAAGGGUCCCAAAGGAUGGAGAGGCUAGAAUCAGGCACAAAAUUGUCACAAAGGAUGAAAAAUGCAGGUUUCUUCAGCCUCCCAUUUUGUGAAGACACCAUUAAUGAAGUUAAAUCGCUACUAGAUGAACAUGCAAGUGGAUGGGGCAUGAAGGGAGAGGAAGAUAUGGUGGUUCUCACAUGGAAAGGUCACAACUCAGUGUUUGCCACGGCCUGGGCCUCGAAUGAGUUGGAGGAUUGAGAC
This is a messenger RNA of Hibiscus syriacus, 1683 nucleotides long. Its product is annotated as scarecrow-like protein 32. The coding region runs from base 364 to 1680 and encodes 438 amino acids. Lineage: Eukaryota; Viridiplantae; Streptophyta; Magnoliopsida; Malvales; Malvaceae. Gene Ontology annotation, molecular function: sequence-specific DNA binding; DNA-binding transcription factor activity. The record is from RefSeq and is a predicted model, not a curated record. Gene Ontology annotation, biological process: regulation of DNA-templated transcription. Gene Ontology annotation, cellular component: nucleus. The transcript has a single exon.